Hyla sarda is the source of this 844-nucleotide messenger RNA. RefSeq names its product proteasome 20S subunit beta 3 (gene PSMB3). Gene Ontology annotation, cellular component: proteasome core complex; proteasome core complex, beta-subunit complex. The record is from RefSeq and is a predicted model, not a curated record. NCBI's taxonomy places the organism in Eukaryota, Metazoa, Chordata, Amphibia, Anura, Hylidae. Bases 156 to 773 code for a protein of 205 amino acids. The transcript has 6 exons. Gene Ontology annotation, biological process: proteasome-mediated ubiquitin-dependent protein catabolic process.
UGGUCGAUGACUGACAGGACAUUGAGCCAAUCAGCGCACGGAUUGUCAGGCGCAGCCGCCUAUCCGCAUUAGGUGGGCGUAUCUAACCGCGGCACUGCAGGAACCCGGUGCUGCUUUCGGUUUUUGAAUAACGAGACGACGUAACCGGAGCCAGGAUGUCUAUUAUGUCGUAUAACGGUGGGGCCGUCAUGGCCAUGAGAGGGAAGAACUGCGUGGCCAUCGCCGCUGAUAGACGCUUUGGAGUCCAAGCCCAGAUGGUCACCACUGACUUCCAGAAAAUCUUUCCCAUGGGGGAUCGCUUGUACAUCGGAUUGGCCGGGCUAGCGACAGACGUGCAGACUGUGUCCCAGCGUCUGAAGUUUAGGUUGAAUCUGUAUGAGCUGAAGGAAGGACGUCAGAUUAAACCGAAGACUUUUAUGAGCAUGGUGUCAAAUCUGUUGUAUGAGAGAAGGUUUGGCCCUUACUAUAUUGAACCGGUUAUUGCUGGACUGGACCCUAAGACCUUUGAGCCAUUUAUCUGCUCUCUGGACCUGAUUGGAUGUCCCAUGGUGACUGAAGACUUUGUAGUGAGUGGAACAUGUUCAGAGCAGAUGUAUGGCAUGUGCGAGUCUCUCUGGGAACCAGACCUGGAACCAGAAGACUUGUUUGAAACCAUUUCCCAGGCCAUGCUAAAUGCUGUGGACAGAGACGCUAUUUCUGGAAUGGGUGUUGUUGUACACAUCAUAGAAAAGGAUAAAAUUACCACCCGGACACUGAAGGCGCGUAUGGAUUAACUUUUGCUGACUGUGGACCCCUGGGAUGAUCAAUAUGACUUUUUUAAAUUAAAGAGAAAAAAAAAGGAAAA